UCAGCCGUUGCGCUUUCCAUUCGGUACCUUCGUUCUCCAAAAACAAUGAUCUCGUUCAUCAAAGCAACUAUUCUCGUUGGGCUUGUGGCCUUUCUGGCUUGCCAAAACUCGCAAGUGGGAGCUGCAUCAUCCCUAAUGCCAAACGUGUGUAACGCAGGGGAGGAAACUGCAAUGCCGUGCGUAUGCUGCAAGAAGGCAUGCUGGUUUGGAAUAGCCGAGAUGACAACGGCUUACUUUGGUCACAUGCCUGGAGAGAGAAGCGAUGCAGAGGCAAAAUUCACAUUGGCCAUGAUGAAUCAAUGCUUUAAAUUGGAAUGUAACGAAACCUGUGCAACUGCCCAUUGAGUUCCGACAUCAGGUGUCAGCAAAUAGUUGUACAAAAUCAACUCAGAGAACUUUUCAAUCUAAUUUUCUUCAACCCCAAUCAAUUCAUCGUUAGUCAAUGCCAAUCCAAACCAUAUGAGAGACUUCAAAAUAAAUAAGAGAGACGUACCGCCUGUUA
Messenger RNA from Caenorhabditis elegans, 502 nucleotides. It is a transcript of the gene nssp-86, whose product is annotated as neuronal small secreted protein. Lineage: Eukaryota; Metazoa; Nematoda; Chromadorea; Rhabditida; Rhabditidae. The record is from RefSeq and is marked reviewed. Bases 46 to 345 code for a protein of 99 amino acids. The transcript has 3 exons.